AUGGCUUCCGGCUUCGGCUUCAACGGCGGUCGCUCGCGCUGCUUCACCUACUGGCAGGAGUUCCAAAAGUGCUACGCAAAGGCCGACACCCCGGCCGAGUGCGUGCCGCAAAAGGAUGACUAUAUCGAGUGUCUGCACCAUGGGAAAGAGAUUGCCCGCGCCCAGCAAAUCAAGGAGCACUACAUCCAGCACGAGAUGCGCCGUGCAAAGGAGCAGAGAGAAAAGGGCGAGCUGCGUGCUACGGGUGGGAUCAUGAAUCUAGGGCUGAUCAGCGGAGGUGGAGAGGAGAAUGGGUCUGGGGAUAAGGGAGGAGAGGACAAGAAGCAGCCGCCGGCUUCAGCGGGAGAUGAUAAGAAGGGCGGGUCAGAUGGGAAGGAGGGGAAGGAAGGCAAGUAAUGUGGGUAAUGUGGAUAUGCUGAUUGGCCGUCUGCCCAGCCCUUGGCUGUGAGAGUCAAUCUACGAGAUUAUAUGACAGUCGCCGAGCGAGACUGGGGCCGCUUCAAUCGUCCUCUUCUGUGCCCGGCAGGUAGAACUGGAGGUGGACGAUGUCAGCUCUCUGUGUCCUCUUCUCUCACUGAUCUUCGCCCACCUAGCCUCACUCACCGUAAC
Molecule: messenger RNA, 609 nt
Organism: Jaminaea rosea
Lineage: Eukaryota; Fungi; Basidiomycota; Exobasidiomycetes; Microstromatales
Exons: 3
Coding region: 1-396 (131 amino acids)
Biological process (GO): mitochondrial respiratory chain complex I assembly
Source: RefSeq, a predicted model, not a curated record